Messenger RNA from Trichobilharzia regenti, 1734 nucleotides. The record is from the annotation of a GenBank genome assembly. Lineage: Eukaryota; Metazoa; Platyhelminthes; Trematoda; Strigeidida; Schistosomatidae.
AUGCCAGGAUUUUUUGUGUCGAAUAGUCAAGAUAGAGUGAAAACUCCUGGACCAUAUGAGUCAGCGGAUGAAUAUCUUGCUCGAGUAUUGCAGAAGAUUAUCAUCAUUCAAAAGUAUAUACGUCGAUGGCUUGCAAAGAAAAGAGUGGCGCGUUUAAAGAAGAUGAGAGAUGAUUAUCUGGCUUGGGAGGAAGCCAAAGCUCAGGAAUAUAAAGACGAAAUUGCAAGAAGAAUGGCGCAUGACUUUGAGCGAAGGCUUCAUCCGAAAACUGCAGCUGACUUUGACAGAUUGUACAAUGCCUUGGAAGCAUGGAGGAGAGAAGAAGUACAGAAAAUAGAAGAGCAAAAUUUAACACAAGCAGAAAAGAAAGCAGCUUUAGCCUUAAUACUGAAUGAAGAGGCUGAAUUGAUAACAGCUAUAACCAGACACCAGAUAUGUAUAACCAAGAAGAAUGCAGAAAAAAUUCGGUCUCACUGUCUAAAAAAAGCUGCUGCUCCGCACCGAUGGACAUCUGCAAUUGAUGGAAGAAUGAUUGAAGUUGCAACUGCUGAAACGAAUCGAGCAAAAGAGCUUCUAGAUAUAUAUGAAAGUUUAAGUCUGGAAAGUUUAACACAAAAUGAAAGACUAGACAUACUUCUGACGCUAAAACAAACAGUUACUCCAUAUAAUAUGAAACUUAGCAGGGAGAUAGUUGGACUAGUUGACAGAGAAGCAGAGUUAAUUAUGCGUGGUGUUCCAUGCGAACAGUUAUCUGGACUGAGGCAGAGAAUUCGGAAUAGAUUCAUUCAAUUCGCAAAGUUACCUCAAGUUAACCCAGAAGUGGGAAAAUACCUUGCGGUACCCACAAACACACAGGAAGGAGAUGUACCAUCAUUAGUACAGGAUAUUCAAUACUGCGUAUCGUGUGGGCGAUACCUGAAGAAAAAAUUCUUCCCACUCAGUGCACGAGCUAACAGUCUAGUUCCGUGCGAAUCAUGCAGACGAAAUGAUAAUCGAGGACGAAAUCGACUAGAUCUUGAGCCAUAUCAAUAUAUACUAUUAGAACUACGAGAAAAUGAGUCUAGACUAGUAGAAAAAAUGAAAAAAAUUGCAAAGGACAAUGCUCGAGAGGCAGAACUACAAAGAUUAGAACGAGGUGAAUCUCCUCAACCAGAUACAGAUAUCAUUAUCAAUGGAGAUGAUGACGGGGGUGUUUCCAUAAAUCCGCUUCCAUUCUUGAUAAACAAAGAAGAUAUAAGAUUUAUAAUCGAUCAAAUCUGGGAAAAUCGGUCAGUCCUAUCAGGCUGGACAGAUUUAUUUGAUUUAACAUUAACUCGAUGGAAAAUCAAUGAACCAUGGUCACCUUGGAAUACUAUAGUUGUGACUAGAGAGGAGGCUGAAAUUCAUGCAAACUUAGGCAAAUUGAAAGUGGAAGAUAUUUAUGCCGAUCCUCUAAUCAACUUAGUGAAUCAAAGGCUUAUAAUGGGUAAGAAUGAAUUUUUGAGAUUAUAUAGCAACGGUAACAAAAUGGCUGAGGAAAUUUUGAUUCAUACUAAAAGAAUGCAAAACCCAGAGAAUACUUCACAAUGGCUGAAAGAAAAACGUCAAAAGUUGCCACCUUUAAUGAAUAUCCCACAAUCACAGAUAAUUAAGUCUCAUGCGCCCACGUAUCAACCACCAAAUACUUUAUUACCUGUUAUAAAAGGUGAGAGAAGAUGGAGUUCUUUAACAAAGGACAAUUCAUGCACAACAUAA